GCGGGUCCUGCAGGGGGUGGGGCGCGGAGGGCCCCAGCGAUAUAGAUUUUCCCUUCGGGCUGGCUGGAGUUCGGCGGUGGCGGUGGUGGUUGUGGUGACUGCGGCACCAGCCCCAGUGCGCCUGCAACCCCUGCCGCGGCAGCGCCACCCCCUCCACCCCCUACCCUCCUCCGCGCCGCCGCGCUGCCACCCCCCUUGCAGCCCGGCGCGACCCGGCACCGGGAGCCCAGUGGACGGGACGGAGCGCAUCGCCCAGCCACGCCGCGCCCCGCCGCGCCGCCCGGCCCGCACCGCGCGGAGCACCGCGGAGCCAGCGGACCAGCGGAGCGACCUGCUCCAGCAGCAACAUGCCGUCGGCAUGACCAGGCACCAGGCCAGGAGCGUCGCCCCGCCGCCGAGGCCCCGCCGCGCGCGCGGGUAGCCCCCGCGGGUAGCGCCGCCCCCCAGCGCCCCCGCCAGCCUGAGCAGGGGGCAGUCCGUUAUGAAGCUUUCCCACCGGCCGCCACAACCUGAACCUCAGCAGAAGCUCGGCCGCCGCCGUAUCGCAGCGCAGGGGCCAUGCUGCCUCGGUUCUCGCCGCGCCGCCACUUCCUGUGGCUGCUGCUGGCGUCGAGCCUCGUGCUGCUGGUGCUGCUGAACGUGCACCUGAAGCCGCGGUGGGGCGGCGGGCCGCUGGGGCCGGCGGGCGGGGCGGGGCUGGUGCGCGCGUCCGCCCCCGGCGCCGCCCCCGCCCAGGCGCCCGCCGCCCCCGGGCCCGCAGCCAGCCUCGCCGACAGCGAGGCCGCCUCCACGGCCGCCCACCCGACGCAGUACAUCUGGCCGCCGGACGGCCCGGGUGCUUCAGUCAAGCCGGUGCCGUUCCCUCCCCACCCGGAGCGCCUGCCCUGGUACAUGACGAACGGGAAGCGGCGGCCCCGGGCCGUGCAGAAGGACCCCAUCACCGGGCGGCGCAUCGCGCGCCUCUGGCCUGAGGAGGAGGUGGGCGGCGACCGUGUGCUGAACCAGCUCAUGUUCGUACCUCCGGAGGCCAAGACGGAGGACGCGUCCCCCAAGAAGCUCAAGAAGAUCCUGCUGUACAACGGCUGGUCGUCGUGGGGCGGGCUGACGGCGGGCCAGACCGUGUUCAAGCGCGAGAUGUGCCCCGUGGACACGUGCACGCUGACCGACCGGCAGGACGAGGCGGCCACCUCGGACGCCAUCCUGUACAAGGACUACUUCAGGCACCCCGGAGUGCCGAGGCCUCCGCGCCAGAUCUGGAUCCUGUACUUCCUGGAGUGCCCGUACCACACGCAGCACAUCAAGUACAACGACGUGUUCAACUGGACCGCCACCUACCGGCGGGACAGCGACCUCGUGGCGCCGUACGAGCGCUGGGCGUACUACGACCCGCGGCUCAAGCAGCGGCCCCUCGCCGAGAUGCCCAACUACGCCCUCAACAAGACCAGAAAGGUGGCGUGGUUCGUGUCCAACUGCGCAGCUCGCAACGGCCGUCUGCAGUACGCCAUGGAGCUCUCCAAAUACAUCCAGGUCGACAUCUACGGCGCCUGUGGCCAACUCAAGUGCCUCCGAAACGAGCCGGAAAAGUGCUUCGCCCUGCUGGACCAGCACUACAAGUUCUACCUCGCGUUCGAAAACUCCAACUGCAAGGACUACAUCACCGAGAAGUUUUUCGUCAACGGAUUAGGGCGCAACAUCAUCCCCAUUGCCAUGGGCGCGCAGCCCGAGGACUACGCGCGGUCGGCACCCGUCCGCUCCUACAUCCACGUCGACGACUUCGAGUCGCCCAAGGCCCUGGCGGCCUACCUGCACCGCCUGGAUCGCGACGACGACCUGUACAACAGCUACUUCCGGUGGAAGGGCACCGGCCAGUUCAUCAACACGCACUUUUUCUGCCGCCUGUGCGCGCUGCUGCACGACGACUUCCGACCAAAGUCGUACCGGGACGUGAACGCCUGGUGGCGAGGACCCGGCGUCUGCACGACGGGCUCGUGGCGGAAGCAGGGCAAGCACAAGUUCAGCCUGCCCAACGAUCUGGAGGCCGGCUAGGGCGGCACCGCGGCGCGACCGCUCAGCGCAGCUCAGCGGCUGGUGUGCUUCUGUGUCCCGGGAUGACAGUACUCCGGAUGUGCUCCGGCUGCCCUCCGACUGUACUCCGGACGGUUGUACUCCGGACGGUUGUACUCCGGACGGUUGUACUCCGGACGGUUGUACUCCGGACGGUUGUACUCCGGGUGUACUCCGCGUACUCAGUACUCCUGCUCCCCAUCGCCCCCUUCCGAGGGUGUCUCUCACGCAUCGCGUCGCGGAUGCAGAGGGGCGGGUGGCGUGGCGUCGCCGCACAACUUUGUGGACGUGCAAGUGUCAAAGUAGUUUUUAAAGUACAGCUUCCUUGAAACGCUUCCGAAACUAUGGACACUAUUGGUUUCGUAGGUUGACACUACACACACGUCUGUACACUCCCCCCUCGAACGCCCAGGCCCUGAGAAAUUCUCGCGUGGUUUGGGAUGUGUUGCAAUGUUGUAGAGUGAGACUUUGAUGGAGGAAAGUAGUCAGAGCAGUGUGUGUAUUCAGUGUGCCAACCUACGGACAAUGUUCCUGAUCAUUAUCAAAUAAAUGUAAUUUUAGCGUUGCUGUUCGAAAUAGAGGUUGUUGAGAAGCAAAUUUCUACAAUUGUGCCGAAAGACUGAGCGCGUGUAUGGAUUAUGGAGCACAAUUCAUGUGAUGAAAGCGACAAUGUGAUACUGAAACUUCAAAUAACCAUGAAAAGAGCGCAAGCAAAAUGUAUUUACAUAUAAGUGGGCACAAAAUAACUCAUUGAACGUGUUAGUUAAAUAUGUUUUAUAUAUUCAUGUUGCCACAUUGUUAUUUUAGCGGAUCAUGGUGCUAUGUGAAAAGUUUUAAAGUAAUUAACUAAUACUGUUAUUUUUGCCUUUCCAUCCCGGGCAGCGCCAAUUUGGCAGUCCGCAUAGAAAUGCGCCUAGGUUUACCAAAUUUUAACACAUUGAACAUGUGCUAUUUUUUCGGCGCAUUCUUAUGCGCAGUGCCGUAUUUAUUUAAUGCAUAUAUGUUACUGUGUAUUGGCGCUGCUAGGGUAAAGGUUUCCGUCGUACAACCUUAUUGUUUAUAAAUACUGGACAGUAUUAAAUCAAAUGUAUACAGGGUGCCCAACAGACUAUACCAUCUUUAUCGUUGUCGAACUGUCACAGUACCGCACUUUGCUGGCCUUGCAAGUAGUGUGUUUGUCUAUCGUCGCUCACCCAACACGGUGCCUGCCUGGUGUGGUCCGAGGCAAAGUAGGCGACUAAAAACCCCUGCUGCGCUAGGGUCGCGAGCUAGAGAGCCUCCUCUUCACAGGUAAAGGAGAGAGCAAAGUAUCUCGUGUAACUCUAUCCGCGCGUCUGUGCGGUUCGACAACAGAGGAGUCUGCUGGCGGCCACCAUGUGUGUACCUAAGCGCGGUCGCCGCGGCGGAAGCUCCCGCGAGCGUGAGCGGCGUGAGCAGGGUGAGGGACGCGGAGGCGAACCCUCCUCCCCACAAGGUGUACCCACAAUGAACGCCUCGCAAAGGCGACGCUAACGUUAGCGCCCGCGCUUCGCGCUGGGUAGGCCAGCCCGCCAAGCAGCUCUGUGAGGCGGUGGCCCUCCAAUUAGAGCACGCCAUUAGCGGCAGCAGCAGCGUCAGGCAAAGGAACGUUCAGCCCAGCUUUCACUGAAAAAUUCCAAAAUAUUGUGUAGUUUUCUGGAAAAAAAAAUAUGUUUGUAGACUGACGACAGCCGUUGCUUGUCAAUAAAUUCCAUGUCGAUACGCAAUGCUUGUAUUUUUUCAAAUUUAAAUUGUAAUUUACGACACACAUCACGGAAAAUCUUCCGGUAUAACCUGCAAUUUUUUUUCGCCGUGUUCUACUUUGUGUCACCUCAAGGAAAGUUCAUUGUGGGAGCAGCUACGCCUGCAGUAGCGUGCGCUGCGCCGAAUGUGUUUUGUUUUCUUUUUAAAUGAUUUUAUCGAGUAUAGCUAUUAUGUCGAGUUCUGUUGAUUAGUUGAUCGAUGAACAUCAGAUCGCAAAAGGGACAGACCACGGUGAUGGUAAAAAGCAUCGUGGACUAAUUUAUUCUGGUCUAGUCUCGCAUGGUACCUCCGGCUUUCGUAAUUGCAAGUUCUUAGUCGCAGGAUGUAGUUCCUGGCUUUACUUCUGAUAAGAAAGUCCCAGAUAUGAGUUUUAAUCAAGUGUGUUAUUUUUGCUAAGGCUCUGUUAAGUUAGGGAAUCCACAUUACGGUUGACAGAGAUUUCUGUAAUAAUUCAUUUCUGUGAUUUCAUAAAGUAUUUAUGAGAUCCCCAGUAGCGCCCAGUACAUAAAACGAACGGUAUUAUUAUUUUCAGUUAUUUAUUGAUAGAUUAUAUGCCAUGUUUUUCGUUGAUUUGUGAGUGUUUUUUUUCCUUUUUAAAAACUUGAACAUUGUUUCCAUAUGGUGUUUUGUUAGUGACCACUCCUCUGCAGUUUGAAAUAAAUCGAUUAGGCUUCAGAAAUUAUUUUAUCUUCAGGGAGUUCGGUAAAGGAGCUAUGUUCCUAGUUUUCUUAAGUGCAGAACGAAAAUGCCAGUAUCAGUUUCUUCCACCUUGCUCUUUUACAACAAAGGGGUUGGUAUUAGGCCUGCUGCUCAUCGGCGACUAUUGGUUAGUGCUGGCAAAAGAUUUAAAGAAGUAAUGAAAACAUUUUUUUGUGUGCGUUGAUUCGUAUUAAAUACGUUUGCGUUUGUGCUGUCCAGGAUUGCACGUCAACAGAGGACUACUAACUUCGAUGUCGAGCGUAUGGGAAAAUAACAAUUAUAUCAUGCAAAUGCAUCAACUCAUAAGUUCAAUGAAAAUCUUGAAAAUCUUCCACAGAAUUCAAUUCUAUCAGCAAGCACAUCACUGCCACAUAAGCUCCAGAAAUAGCAAUUAAUUACUGUUCAUUCUCCGAUAGGAAAAUUAGUAGAUAAUGUCUUAUUUUAGUGAAACAAGAUAAAACUAUUUUUUAGUUAACAGGUACGCAUUGAUGGUUGUGAUAUAUCAACUUCAACUUAGACCUUAAAUUUUAUAUUUCAAGGUAACUGCACAAACCCGAGUAACGUCAACCCCAGCCAGAAAUGGCAUGUCGUAACGCCGUCAUUUCGACGUCGUUGGUCGUACCAGAGGUCCAAAAAUACGUCGAAACGAUGAAUUUUUCGACAAGUCGAUGUCGAUUCGACGGAAUAUCGAUACGACGUUUCUGGCUGGGACGCAUCAAGAGCAUGGACUUGGACAUGCGCAGUAAGAAACAUUUUUCUACAUGUUUUAUGCACUGUUUUAUGAAAACAUACACGUUUGGUCGUGCUAUCAGUGCAUCAAAUUCACCGGGUAUGCGCUACUUAAAGUAAGCUUUAGGGAUCACCCAGAAAGUAAGUCUGUCAUUCGUCGUUACGCACCUGCCAAGUUCAGACGAUGUUAGCUCGCAUAGCGCCUGAUGGUUAUGCAAUAUAUUGCAUGCACUGCAUGCGUGUGCGGCGGGGUGGCCUACCCAGAGUCUCACAGGCGCCGGGCUCCCCUGCCGAAUGAUUCUGAGAACGAAUGAACAUACUUUCUGGUCUGUCCCUUAGCGCCGCCCAGCUUUCGGUUGGUGGGAUGAUACUUAAACUUUUUUAUCUGGAAAUGAUGAUAGAUAAAUGCAAUUAUGACUGCUGUUUUGUUUAUUUGUUAACGUUACAUACUGUGCACAUAGCUUACAACGGAAAAUAUACAGAUUUGAUUUGCA
This is a messenger RNA of Frankliniella occidentalis (western flower thrips), 5768 nucleotides long. It is a transcript of the gene FucTA, whose product is annotated as glycoprotein 3-alpha-L-fucosyltransferase A. NCBI's taxonomy places the organism in Eukaryota, Metazoa, Arthropoda, Insecta, Thysanoptera, Thripidae. The record is from RefSeq and is a predicted model, not a curated record. The transcript is spliced from 8 exons. Gene Ontology annotation, cellular component: membrane. Gene Ontology annotation, molecular function: alpha-(1->3)-fucosyltransferase activity. The coding region runs from base 559 to 2046 and encodes 495 amino acids.